Messenger RNA from Myzus persicae (green peach aphid), 1375 nucleotides. RefSeq lists its product as uncharacterized. The record is from RefSeq and is a predicted model, not a curated record. Gene Ontology annotation, cellular component: extracellular region. The transcript has 3 exons. Gene Ontology annotation, molecular function: hormone activity. NCBI's taxonomy places the organism in Eukaryota, Metazoa, Arthropoda, Insecta, Hemiptera, Aphididae.
GUUUGUACCCUUGCGCACACGGUAGGGGCUGUUGAUUCCGACGGGGACGCGUACUUAUAUAUAUAUAUAUAUAUAUAUAGACAUUUUCAUUUUAUUUUCGAGUUAUUAUUCGUGUUUAUCUGCGCCGCAACAAGUUCGUGUCUUCGCCGUCUUCGGGGCGCAGCAACAAGUCCUCAGAUCGCACAAGUCAUCGCCACCGCCAUCACCUCCGUUGACACCGUCACGCCGCCGUCUUCUUCCUGUAUCGUGUUUGUAAUUUAUCAUAGAAACUAUCGUCAGCGCUACAGCCGAAAUUCGUAAUCACAAAAUGAGGAUUUUGACGAUCGCCUGGAUUUUGGUCGCGGUCACGUGGUGCUGCGACAGCGCCGUUAUCUACGAACCGCUGGUUCAAAACACCCGUUACUAUGAGCCCAGAAUUCAGGACUUGGAGCUUCUCGACAAAAACUUUUUUGACAUGGCUUCGAUCGAAAAGAGGAACGGCGCAAUGCAAGGUGAGUCACCGAGAAGUCGUCCUAGUUUGUCCAUCGUCAACUCGCUAGACGUGCUCAGACAAAAAUUAAUGUAUGAGGUGGCGCGGUGACACGUAGAUGAGAACCAGAAAGUGCUGUCGCAAAACCACCAGAUACUGAAGAAUCUAGGAAAGCGGUCACUGUUUCCUUUUAUUGAAGUACCACGGAGGUACAAUGUAUUUCGUAUAUAAUGAUACAUUGAUAUAUCGAGUUAUGAUUUAACAUUUUUUUGAAACAAACUUAUUGAAGUAUGCUACUAAGUUUUUCUUUGUAUUAUUUAACUCAUUUAAAUCAAUUUUCAAAUAUGACUGUGGCUAAUAGAAUUUAAAAAAUAUCUGUAUGAACGUGAAUUUCUAAAUUCAAGAGUCUAAAUAUGGGAUAACCUUAUUAAUUUUCUCUGCCCUUUUUGGUUUUAUUUAUAAACAAAAACAAUGUGCAAUUUAUUUCAUAUGGAUUUAGGAAUUCUCGUGCUUAAUAAUUACAUUUUUUUUACAGGUUUUAAAUGGAAACCAUUUGGAUUUCGACGGUUUAACAGCGUUAUUAUUUAUGGAUAUUUUAUUUAAAAUGCAAUAUAUAAUUAAUUUUAUUUGUUGACUUUACCUAAUAUUGUAGACAGCCAAAUCAUUGUUAUUUUGUUUUCAAUUUAUAUAUUAUAUGUAUUUCCAGUAUAUAAAAAAAAUAUAACCUAGUAUAAAUAUAUUAUGUCGUAUAUUAUAUUAGACAUUAAAAAACUCAAUCCACAGACAUUAUUCACCAUAAUAUUAUUAUACAACAUACUUGUUCCCAAAAAAACAACUUUCAGUAUUCUAUAUUUAAUUUAGUUUCUUUGUAUUUUUUUUUUUUUUUUGAUUAUUUACCAAAUUAAU